AACAAUUUGGAUGUGCCCACCAGUGACUUCCACAGCUCCGACUCGUUUGAACCACUUGGUCAUCCAGGGUCUGAGGAUAGCGGUAAAACAUCUCACGCUCGCCUGACCAGUUCAUCCGAAUUGGUCACAGCCACUCUGACCACCUCACUUCCCGGAUCGAGUCCCGGGUCUAGUUCAGUCGCGGUUCCCGUGCCCGGACCAACCGGGGAUUAUCCCGCUCCUGCACCGGCCUCAUCUUUACCACAUCCUUUUAUUCCUUUGCCUGUCCCGCGUACCGGUUCGUUGGCUCUGCACAAAUGUCCUCGAAGUACUCUGUCUCCGUUUGUUCCUUUCAUUGUGGAAUUUUGCGUGACUUUGGUCGAGCGAUACGGUCUAAACUGUGUCGGUUUGUAUCGUUUGUCGGGGAGUAAAGUGGCGCAUGAUUUCAUUUCGACCGAGUUGCGCAAGAAUUUGAACGAAAUAGACGUCACCUCGGACAAAUGGAACGAUAUUCAUGCCAUCUGUGGCGUUUUGAAAACAUUUCUGCGCAAUCUUCCGGAUUCGUUGUUUCCUAAAGGUCAGUCAAGAUACUAG
Molecule: messenger RNA, 573 nt
Organism: Echinostoma caproni
Lineage: Eukaryota; Metazoa; Platyhelminthes; Trematoda; Plagiorchiida; Echinostomatidae
Source: the annotation of a GenBank genome assembly